GUUAAACUUUGUCCUCGAUGCCACUUUGGCAAAAUUUUGUGACUACUGCUGCUGCUGACUCUGCCAGUCCCGCCUCCCUCCCCCCCUUUCUUUCCUACCAGCUGAGCUGGGUAUUUAAGUCUGCACAUAGGGUCUGGCUAAACACUUUCCAGACUCCAGAGGAAGAGAAGGUAAAAGAAGGUGAGAGCAUAGCAGGAUAACUGGCAACUUUGCACAAGCUUUUCUUGUUUUGAAGGUGUGUGGGGUUUGUGGGUUCUAAUGUGCAUUGUGGACUGGGACCAAGAGACCAAGGGAAAAGAGCUGUUUUCGAUUUAAGGACAUUUGGAGAAAAAUCUGUUAAUGUAGGGGGGGUUGUGUUUUUUUAAUGGUAUGGCAUUCGGUGGGGUCUCCCUUUCAGGACUGAGCAGAUACAGUCUCAUCGUUGGCUGGUCUGCGAUUAAUCCUGUGUGUGUCUCUUAAAGAUUCCUGCUGGUGGAGGAAAAUACCCACACCCACCCUCGAGUCACUCCAUUACCUAAUUUUGUCCCUUUUUGUAAUGUCUCCGUUUCUCAGAAGGGUCCAGAAAAGUCGGUGAUCAUGAAAUUCCUUGCCCUGUUUUUCACAGCCGUCCUGCUGGGAGGUGAGUGGUGGAAUUGGAAGAGGUGGUUUGUCUUGAAUAAAAUCGGACGCACAGAACGAGCUAAGCACCCUUCGUCCCCUCUGUCCCAAUGCUCCUUAAAGGCUAGUUCAAGUGCAGCACAGACUUCUAUCCUCCGUGGGUGUGGAACUUCCACAAAUGGUGGCAGUAUACCUUGGUGAAGGGGGACAGACUGCAGCUGCGCUUGUGAGCUCUUCAGAAGCAACUGUCAAUGACACUAAGAACAGAGGGACCUUUGGUCCAACCCAGCAAAGCAGCUCUUAGUUUUAUGCCAUGGUUUGUUGGGAUAAUAUCGCUUCUUCACAAGUUGUGUGUGGCAUGAGCUAAUGUAAAGAGGGAAAGAGGGAUGAAGGUAGAUUAGACCCAUCAGAACAUCAGGGUUGCAUUGUGGGGAGCGGCCAGAAAUCUGAGCAAGCUUGACUUUUGUGCUUUAAAAUUAUGGGGAUGUUGGCCACAUGGGCUUUAAAACUCUGUCCUGCUCACUGUGCAAUUGAUGCUGCUUUAUAAAAAAAAUUGGACACUUGUCCAUCUAGCUCAGGGCUGUCUGCACUGGCUGGUAGCAGUGCCGGAUUUACGUAUAAGCUAAACAAGCUAUAGCUUAGGGCCCUACUCUCUUGGGGCCCCCAAAAAAAUUAAAGGAAAAAAACUGGAUGUUCAUUUCCAAAAUAUAAGAUAAAAAACAAAUUAAAUAAAACCAACAUACAGCAACAGUGUUUUGUGUUGUGUAGGCUCCUAGGAUGUAAGUAAUGGGCCCCACCUGCUAGCCUGCUCCCUAAAAUAUCACUGGUUUGCUCAUUUCUAUAUAUAGGGUGCCUACAUUCUGCAUGUGCAAAUGGCUUUAGAUACCUGUUAGGUCCAGAAAUUACCAUAUAGCAUAUAUUCAACACAAAAAGCAGCGACAAUCUGUUGUUGACAAAGGACAGCUGGACAUAUAAAGGGCCCCAUUACCUUUAGUAGCUGAGGUCCUCAUCAAACCUAAAUCCGGCCCUGGCUGGUAGCAUCUCUCAGGGGUACAGAACGGUUCACUUGUGUAACUGUGUAAUGUGUAAUAUGUAAUAAAGGAAGGGACCUAUUGCUGAUUGUGGAAGGAGGGAGCUGUAGAGUCCUUUGCCUCCUCUCAUUGCUUGGCAGCGCGGUGUAGUGGUUAGAGCAUGAGACUAAAACUUGGGGGAGAGCCAGGUUUAAAUUCCUGCUCAGAGAGGGUUGACUCUGAGUCAGCCGGCCUUGCCUACCUUGCAGGAUUGUUUGGAGGGUAAAGAGGGGAGUUCUCAGAAGGCCGGGCACGAUAAACCUGCAAACAAAUGGGAAGAAAAUGCAUCCUAAGGGGAAAGGUUGGGGUGGGCUUGGCUCCCCAGAAGGGAAGGCUCUGUGGGGGUCUGGACUGACCACCCUAGGCUGAAGUAGGUCGCUGUUUGCCUAUUCCGGCAUGCAGGUGCCUCGUCAAGGUUAGUUUAGGACUUGUGUUUAACAACCGCAACCUUUGGCCCCAUCAAUGGGUCACCCUAUCUAGGAAUGCUGAGUUGUGAAAGUAACAUCAGCCCUAGGAGCCGCUGGGAUUAAGUAAGGACGUUUGUGCCAUCAAUUGAUGACACAAGGGAAGGAGGUGUAAUGGCACUUCCAUCUGGGCUUGCGAAAUGACCGGCAUUUUGAACCAAAGCACUGGGCAGUCACAAACUACACGCUCAAGCCCUUCCACCCCAUUCCAGUCGCCGAGACACUAGCUAGCGAUGGGAAGAGGCGACAAGAUGGCGGCACUUCCCCCCUGCAACAGGAAGUAACUUUUUAAUUGGGGAUAUGUCUCCAACAAAGUUAUAUUCAGAGGAGGCCCAUUGAAAUCAAUGGACACAUGCCUAUUGUUUUUAAGUGGGUCUCCUCUGAGCAGGACUACGCUGCAUAAAUCCCUUCAUGUUUUGCCUCCUUGCCAUCACUCGCAGGAGUGUGGCUUUGCUGAUUCCAAGGGCCUCACUUUGUAAGUGGCUUGUGAAGGGGCCAUUAGAAUGUUGUUCUCUAUAUGAUCCCAAAAACUGUUUGAGCCAUUUUCUCCUCUCUCAGAAUGACUGGCUUAGGUGGGUAAAAAAGAUAAGAGCAAAGCUGAAUAGAUUAUUGUACCCCAGACAGGGGGCACAAGAAACAAAGCCCCAUCUUAUUGCUAUUAGUGCAAAUCACAUUUUUUACAUGUGAACACGUGUCGAGGUCCAUCAGGCAUUGAUGGAACAGACUGAAAUGUUUAUUAUUCAAGGUUGUAAAGAGAUAAGCAGACUCAGGAACGCAUAUUGCCAUGGCGUGGAGAGGCUGGUGUGAGGCCAUUGCAGGAAGAAGGGGGCAAGCAAGCCCAUAUAAGGUCAAGCCCAUAUAAGGACAUAGAAAGUUGCCAUAACUUUCGGUUUACAAAAGAUCAUGUGGUAUUCUAUUCUGCAAAUCUAUAUAAAGGGGGCACACCCUGACUAGGUGUGCAGAUUGUAAACUUAUUGCUCUGUACCUUUGUUUUGCAUAUGCAUUUCAAAUAAAAAAUCCUGUUAAUAACCUGCAAGGACGUUUUGCCCUUUUGUGUGAAUCUGUGCUCCAGGGACCCACGAGCAGAUAUGUGUGGUCCUUCACUUGCAACCUGGUGACAUAUUGACAGGCAUCCCUCAUUCAGCUUGGGGGGACGUGAGUUUGGCCUGUUUCUAGAUCCUUGAAUGUUUUCCUCCUUUCCCUAAUCCAUGCAGGCUCCUUGGCCAACCCUGUCCCGGAAGAAGGGACAAAAUCCAAAUGGGAGGAGACGGUGGAUGUCUUCAGGGAUGUAGUGACCAGGAUUGGGGAUGCAGCUGAUGAUGCCACUGCUCAAAUCAAGAGUUCGCAGCUCAGCAAGGAACUGGAGUGAGUGAUUUUGCUUCUUCCUUUUAAGUGGGUACAGGCGCUAGGUGGGGUUUUUUUUAUGACACAUGCUCAACUGGAGUUUUCACAGCCCAAGUGCAUACUCCAAAAAGUCCAAGCUCACAUUGCUCUUAAAUCUCAUAGAAUGACAUAGAUCUUAAGAUGGGUGAUAUCUGAUGAUUAGAACUGAAACAUAUUUUGGGGAGUGGGGUGGAAGUGAAGCUGUGUACCUUUACAGCACAUUCAAAGCAUGUUUCCUCACACACACACCCCCAAAGAAUUCUGGGCACUGUAGUUUGAUAAGUGCUCUUGGGAACUGUAACUGUGAGGGGUAAACUACUGUUCCCAUAAUUCUCUGAGGGAAAGAAUGCAUUUUGAAUGUGCUUUAAAGGUAUAGUAUGUACACAGCCCAUAUCACACUUACAUGGCAGGAAUCCCAAUCGGAAUUGUACAAUUUCUGAAGUUAAAAAAACCCUGGAUUUUAGAAUCUUCUCUUUUUGUUUGUUUGGACAUCAGCCCUUGGAAUUUUCAAAUUUGUCAGGUCCUUUGCAAAACGUUGCUUCAGUUCUUGCAUCCCUCAUUUGUUCUGGAACCAACAGAGCUUUGAAAUUUACUGGGGCCUGGCAUUAGAGACUGGCGUUGUCAGAUUGGUUCACACCCUGAAAUGGCCACGAUAUCUUCCAGAGUGGUUCCUCAUUACCUCCAGGCUCCUGCUGAAGGAUGAUUUAGGCUGUGCACACAUUGCCAGCUUGAAACACAAUUGGAUGUUCUUUUCCUCCAUAAUAAUAAUAAUUUAUUAUUUAUACCCCGUCCAUGUGUUUUCCCAGCCACUCUGGGCGGCUUCCAACAAAAGAUUAAAAAUACAUUAAAACAUCAGUCAUUAAAAACUUCCCUAAAAGGGAUGCCUUCAGAUGUCUUCUAAACGUUGGAUAGUGGUUUAUUUCUUUGACAUCUGGUGGGAGGCCGUUCCACAGGGCGGGUGCCACUACUGAGAAGGCCCUCUGCCUGGUUCCCUGUAACUUUGCUUCUCUCAAUGAGGGAACCUUCAGAAGGCCCUCAGAGCUGGACCUCCAUGUCCGGGCAGAACGAUGGGGGUGGAGACGCUCCUUCAGGUAUACUGGGCUGAGGCUGUUUAGGGCUUUAAAGGUCAGCACCAAUACUCUGAAUUGUGCUGGUUUGCAGGGGGAAAAUGCACCAAGACACAGUAUUCCGUAAGAAACAACAGGAUAGAUAUGGAUUGUGGAUAAUCAUCAUGUAAACACUGCUUUUUAAACCAGCACUGGGGUCACACUGGAUGCAGAGUAAACAAGAGUAUGUACCCAGCGUUAGUCAGCUUAAUUUGGUGAGCUUUUAUCUGAGUAAUAGUUGUUUGGAAGAAGAGUAGCAUAAAUCCCAGAACAGGUCCACUUUCUCUGCGGUGCUGACUGUGGAAGAUGUAAGUCACAAGCCGAUGUGAAAGAGUGUAGCCAGGAUAGACAGGGUUGGAUUAACCAUUAAGCAAAAUAAGCACAUCCUUAGGGCAUCAAUGGAAGGGGGAGGGUACCACAGAAAUUUCCCUUUGCCAGAUUUACCAUAUAGACCAGGGAUGUCCACAAAAACUGACUCCUGCUCCACCCCCUCGUCCCACCCUCCAUUGUUGUUUGAUCUCUGGAAGGGAAGAUGGAGCUUUCUCUGUGCCGCUGUUUUCAUCUGUAGCGAUCUUUUUGUGAGUGACCUUUGUCCCAUGCCUUUAGCCACCCCAAAAACAGAAGUCCCCCCCAAAACAGCUUUUUUUAACUCCUAAGAAACGGGGUUUUCUCCUCCUUAAAGCUCAACCACUUUGAGCUGAACCCCCGAAAAACAGGUGUGUGUGUGUUAGAUCACUGCCAGUUUUUAAUUCUGAAAGUAGAUCGCAGUCUCUUGAGAGUUGGCCACCCCUGAUAUAGACCAUAUGGUGCAGCUGAACGAAAGAAACAUUAUUCAUAUACGAAUAUAGGAAAAUAAACAUAAUUUUCCAUCUUACUGUAGGUUUUGUUUCAUUUCAAAAAAAGAAAGUUUUAUUUCACACUUUAUUACUGCUGAUAUUUUUAAUUAGAUAUCUACGGGGAUACCGAAAUCUUUUAAGCGCUUAGGGUCUCCAAAGGUCUGAAUCCUGCCCUGAGGAUAGAGGAAGCGGGAGACAUUAAAGGGGGAAGCUAAUGGCUGAUGAUUUAAAUGUGUUGCUUUGUUGUUUCCUGGAAGCUCUAAUAGCUAGAUUUUCCAACCACAAACACUUGGUUGGCACUUGUCAGUCGCAGGGACUGAAGCUCAGACUGGCUGAGUGGUUGACAGCUUUUUGUUCAUGGCUCAAACAGAGUCUGGUGACAGACGACCAUUUUAUCUCACAUGUAAGUCAAAUCUGACUUGGAGCCUUCUAUUUAAGGCUCUCUUAUAGCACUUUAACAGUCACAGAGAAUCCUGGGAACUGUAGUUUGUAAAAGUGCUAUGACUGUGACUUCAAUGCAACCAUAAUAAUAAUAAUAAUUCCUUAUUUAAAUGCCGUCCACCUGACUGGGUUUCCCCAGCCGCUCUGGGCGGCUCCCAACAGAAUAUUUAAAACACAAUAAAACAUCAAACAUUAAAAACUUCCCUAAGCAGGGCUGCCUUCAGAUGUCUUCUAAAAGUCCAUUAGUUGUUUAUUUCCUUGACAUCUGCUGGGAGGGCGUUCCACAGGGAAGGUGCCACCACCGAGAAGGCCCUCUGCCUGGUUCCCUGUAACCUCACUUCUUGCAGUGAGGGAACCACCAGGAGGCCCUUGGAGCUGGACCUCAAUGUCCGGGCUGAACGAUGGGGGUGGAGACACCCCUUCAGGUAUAUAAGGUCAAUGAGGCUGUUUAGGGCUUUAAUCAGCACCAACACUUUGAAUUGAGCUUGGAAAUGUACUGGGAGACGAUGUAAAUCCUCUUAAGACUGGUGUUAUACGUUCCUGGCCACCACUCCCAGUCACUAGUCCGGCAGCCGUGUUCUGGAUUAAUUGGUAAUUUCCAAGUCACCUUCAAAGGUAGCCCCACGUAGAGCACAUUGCAGUAGUCCAAGCAGGAGAUAUCCAGAUGAUCUGCAGGAGAUAACCAGUAGUCCAAGAAGGAUAACCAGAUGAUCUGCAGUUGCCAGUUUUGCUGGUGAGGUAUACGAGGGAUUUAAAUGUAUGGUGUGAAUGUGGCGCCAGGGUGGCCAAAUUCUCCUUGCCACUUAGCAGGCUGGUACAAGCACCCAUGUUCCUCCAAGGUGGGCAAGCUCACCUCAGGAUAGAUUGGUGGUCUGCAUGGCCUCUCCGUCUGGAGAGUUCUGAGGCCUGCGAGAAUUAUGGCGGCAGGGCCUAAUGCUAGAGAAUGACCAGGGUGACACGCUUCUGACCCUUCCCUGCUACCUCCUCCUUCUCCACAGUGGCUUUAUCACAGACACCAUGGCGGAGCUGGACCUCUACACAGAGAACCUGCGCUCCAAGAUAGGCCCCUACGCCCAGGAUGUGCAGGAGCGCCUGACGACCGAAAUGUCGGCCUUGUCCGAGAAGCUGCGGACCGACAUGGAGGAGACCAAGGGCAAGGUGGUCCAGUACACCAACGACGCGCGCCUGAUGCUCAACCACAACAUGGAGGUGCUGCGGUCCCAGUUCAACCUCUACAUGCGCAAGAUGAAGAAGCGCCUCACGAAGGACGUCGACGACCUGCAGAGGAAGUUCGAAGCCUACAGGGCGGAGGUGCAGACCAGCGCAGACGAGAAGGUGGAAGCCAUGCGCCAGAGCCUGGAGCCCUAUUUCUCCAAAAUCCGCGAGAAGGGGCAGCAGCGUUUCCAGGCCCUGGCGCAGGCCGUCGGCGAGCAAGGGAAGAUGGUCCACGAGCAACUCAACAGCCGAGCUCAGGAGUUGAAGGACUCCUUUGACCAGACGGCCGAAAAGGUGCGCGAGUGGUUUGCUCCCUUGGUGGAGGACCUCACCACCCGGAUCCAGGCCCUUGUGGAGAAAGUCAAGGAGGCUCAGGCGCAGGUGCAGGCACAGGCAGAGGCCUAAGGCCUGUGCUCCCAGGAAGAGCAACAUGGCUGAGCUCCGUUUCUAUGGGAACCAAGAUGGCUCUCUUUGGCUGGGCAGGCAUUGACGGUCCUUGCUGUAUACUAACCUCACACCGCACGGCAGGUCCCCCUCCCUGUCCAGCUCUACUUGGCCAGAGUGCUGCCAUUUUGGCCAAUUAACAUUCCACACACUUUUCUCUGGUGACCAGCACUUUCUAGGUCUUCCAUUAGUAACCGCUGUUGCACCUGCGAACCACUGACAAGAACAGGGCGCUCUGCCCUGUUUCCCCAUUUUAACACCUCACACCCAAGACACUUGUGUCAUUCCUUUCACCACAAUUUCUUGGCUUUCCUGGUGUUUUUUUCUUUCUUUCUUUCCCAUUUUGACCUGUUAACUGAAUAAAAUGUACUUUGGAUACAGGGGUCUCCCUUUCUUGUGAUGGA
Messenger RNA from Podarcis lilfordi (Lilford's wall lizard), 7960 nucleotides. The record is from the annotation of a GenBank genome assembly. Lineage: Eukaryota; Metazoa; Chordata; Lepidosauria; Squamata; Lacertidae.